Argiope bruennichi is the source of this 2267-nucleotide messenger RNA. RefSeq lists its product as uncharacterized. Bases 255 to 1064 code for a protein of 269 amino acids. The transcript has a single exon. The record is from RefSeq and is a predicted model, not a curated record. NCBI's taxonomy places the organism in Eukaryota, Metazoa, Arthropoda, Arachnida, Araneae, Araneidae.
ACUAUUUUUAGUGUUUUCUGAUCUUAGUUAAUCUUUAAUAGUAGUCCUAUGAAACCUUCAAAAGUCGCCCUAUAGCGCCAAUGUUUACUUCUGAUUCACGCCAAAACCAAAUUUUCUCCAUAGACUCAGUACUAAAAUUUUGGCAUCGUUGAACUAUAUUUGGUGACAUUCAGAUUUUCUAAGCUAAAAAAAAAAUCUAAAAUUUAGCGAAUAGUUAAUGAUCUAUAGUGAAUUUGACCUCGCUUAUUUCAAACAUGUCUAAUGAUAAUCAAGAUUCCGCCAGCAAUGACGUCACAAUUUCUCGUGUUGGCAUCAAAUUACCGCCUUUUUGGAAGGCUAAUCCUGCAUUAUGGUUUGUACAGCUCGAGGCACAAUUUGUCUUGGCCGGAAUUACUGCUGAUGAUACCAAAUUUAAUUAUGUUAUUUCUGCAGUUGAUUGUGAUAUUUUAAAUUCUGUUAGUAACAUAAUCUUGAAACCGCCCGAUAAUGAUAAAUAUACUACUUUAAAAAAACGUUUGAUUGAAUUACAUUCCGAAAGUGAGGCUUCAAAAAUUCGUACACUCUUGCAAGGAUUAGAGCUUGGCGACCAGAGGCCAUCUCAAUUGUUAACACGCAUGGAGGCCUUGGCUGGUGAGACUGUUGGUGAACCACUAUUGAAAUCUCUUUGGCUAGGUAGACUUCCAAACGGCACUCAAACGAUCUUAGCUGCUUUGAGAGAAGAUUUGGGUGGUCUGGCAUCCAUCGCAGAUAAAAUUAGUGAUUUGACAUGCCAUUCAAAUAUUAAUACAGUUAAGGUUACAUCUACAACUUCCGACACCCGAGUUACUCAACUUGAGCAGCAAGUAGCUCAACUAACUACAUUGGUUGGCGAGCUCACUUCAACAAUACGCCAAACACGUUCGCCAAGUAGGAAUAGACAGUUUAGCUACGGACGCAGCCCCUCUCGAGACCGGUUCCGGAAAUAUAAAGAACCUUCAAAUGGCAUCUGCUUUUAUCAUACUAAUUUUGGCAAAAAUGCAAAAAAAUGUAAUUUACCUUGCUCUUUCAACUCUAAGGAAAACUAAAUGAGCGAUCGGAACGAGGAAGAUUGGAGGAAAUGUGUACCCCAGAAUGUGUACCAAAAUUCACUUUUCUUAUUGACCAAUCCCAGCCCGCGGAAGAAAGCCGCUACGUAUAUCCAUGUAUAUGAGCAAUGCAAUCGUACAUGUGAUUGGCUAACGUGCCAACGUGAUUGAUUGUGUAUGUUUACAUUUUGGAAAUGAACAGCAAACGUGUGUCAGAUUCUGUCUGGUUAAUCUUUGAAAAUUCACAGGUGGUUUGAGACACAGAAGUGUGAAAGAAUUUAUGAGCAAUUGUUGAUAUAUGUGGGAUAGUAAACAUAAAAAUAUAGUUCUUUUUAUCAUGUACAUAAUGUUAUUCCAUUUACAUUAACUUACAAAUCUUCAGUAACAUGUGAGAUGAUUAUGAUUUAAAGUAUAUUUGUAUGUAUCACCAAAUAAGUAGCAUAUUUAGAUAAAUGAUUUUUUUUAAAUAUAUUUCAAAGAUUUUAUUUUCUAGUAAUUUUUUUUUUCUUUUUUCGUGCAGAACAUGCAAAGAAGGCUUUCUAUCAAUAUCAUGUUUUCACAAGUAUUGAGUCAUAAUUUUUAACAAUGAUUAUCAUGUUCAUAUUUAACUAUCAGAAUUUUAUUGCUGCAGAUAUUCAUAUUUCCUCAAUUUUAAAUACUUUCAUCUCUUUACUUUUUGUUCCCCUUUGUUUCAAUAACACUUAAGCCCAACUAAUGAUUGACAUUCUUAUUAAAUACUAAUUUUACCUAAUUGUUACAUGACAAGUCGUAAUAAGCAUUGCCCUUUUUUUGUUUAUUUAUUUAUUUUGCACUGAAAUGGAAUAUGUAGGGGAAAAAAUACUCAUAUAUUGAACAUAUUCAAAGUGAAAAGGAAAAUUUGUAUUUUAAAAAUAUAAAAUUGGUUGUUUUUUUUACUUCUUAAAAUCAACUACAUAGACUUAGACAUUGAUUUCUAUUUAUAUAGCAAUUUCAGCAGAAUUAGUCAAACAAAUGUCUUUCUCAAACUAUAAUGCCACGACAGUUUGUGCAAUUCUUAAUUGCCAUUCCUUCGAUAUAAAUUAUGAAGAUCAAGCAACUCAUAUAUGUGUGAAUUUUUUAAUUGUUUGUGUGUGAAUUUACAUUGAAAUAUUUUAAUACCAUCUGCUUUUACUUUAUUUCAUAUUAACCAUUUUAAAAUAUAUCCAAAUUUCAAUAAAAGACAUA